Molecule: messenger RNA, 1011 nt
Organism: Ahaetulla prasina
Lineage: Eukaryota; Metazoa; Chordata; Lepidosauria; Squamata; Colubridae
Gene: DCDC2C
Product: doublecortin domain containing 2C
Exons: 10
Biological process (GO): intracellular signal transduction
Cellular component (GO): microtubule organizing center; microtubule
Source: RefSeq, a predicted model, not a curated record
AUGAUUGGGACAGCCCGACCUCGGGCGAUGUACAGCUUAACAGAUUCCACCCCUGCCCGGACAAUUUGGGUCUACCGGAACGGGGAUCCUUUCUACUUGGGGAGGAAAUUUAUAAUCAAUCCUCGAUACGUGCCCACUUUCGAAGCCUUCAUGAUCCAGCUGAAUGAAGGUGUGCCCACACCCUUUGGGGUGCGGAAGCUCUAUACACCCGGACAAGGGCAUACUAUUACAGACCUCCCGGAAUUGCAGCAGGGAGGUAAAUAUGUGGCUGCUGGCAGGGAGAAGUUUAGGAAACUAAAUAUGGUUCAUCUUGUGGUAUGAAAAGGAAACAGGAUGAACAAAUUAAAAUCUAUUCGACCAGUAGUCCAUAGUAAUAUAAAAGUUCCUUCCAAAUGGCAAUCAAUUUAUAAUAAACCAAGAAAUAUUAAUGUUUUCACAAAUGGAGAUCUCUGGAUACCGCCCAUGAAAAUCCUUAUACCUAGAUUUACACUAAAUAAUUGGAAUGGUGUCCUGGCACUUGUAAAUGAAAAAGUAAUUCCUCGCUCUGGGGGUAUUCGUAGAUUAUUUACUUUAAAUGGUCAGCCUAUACAUGGACCUGAUGAAUUAGAAGAUAACCAAUUUUAUGUUGCAUGUGGCAAAGAAAGAUUUCAGCAUUUGCCAUACUGGCAACAUCCUAAGGUUCCAGAAAAUAUUCGUCGGAAUUUUUUGAAUUCACCAGAACCUCCAGAAAAGCCCCCUCUGAAAAAGCCUCCUAUAGAAGCGCCUAAGCAAAGAGAUCGCAUUGUGGCUCCCAUAGAAGUAUCAAGACAAGGAGGAGGAGAUAGGCUCUCCAUUUAUUAUGCCAAAUCUGACAAAGCAAGUCAAGCAAAGCAGGCUCCUAGACCUGUGUCUCCCAAUGAUGAGCAUAGUAUCUAUAUAGCUCAUAAAUCCCCGACAGAAAUUGAAGGGGCUCGUGAGAUUCAAGAAGACAAAGAUGUUAAAGUGGAAAUACCCAUUGAUCAGGACUACUAA